AUGGCGGAGAAGCGACCAAACUUUCUCAUCAUCGUUGCCGAUGACCUGGGCUUUAGCGACUGCGGUUGCUUUGGCUCGGAGAUUGAGACGCCCAACAUUGACGCCUUGGCGACUGAGAGCGGUGCUCUUCGAUAUACCAACUAUCAUGUUGCUGCAGCGUGUUCCCCAACGCGAUCGAUGCUGAUGACUGGAACUGACCAUCACAUUGCUGGACUCGGUCAACUCCAAGAAAUCACUCGCGCAUCCCCAGCUCACUACGGAAAGCCGGGUCAUGAGGGCUACCUCAACCAACGCGUUGUGGCACUCCCGGAGCUUCUAUCUGACGGCGGCUACUUUACCUGCAUGUCUGGCAAAUGGCAUCUCGGCCUCAGGCCAGAACAUCACCCCAUACAGCGCGGCUUCAAGAAAUCAUUCGCCCUCCUCCCGGGGUGCGCCAACCACUACGCUUAUGAACCCCAGUACAAGGAUCCUGCGACGGAGCCUGGAAAGUUCUUUGAGACUGCGACCCGUGCCCUUCACGUUGAGGAUGAGAGAGUCCUCGGUCGGCUGCCAGACGACUUUUACAGCAGCGAUGCAUAUGCGGACAAGCUCAUGUCAUAUCUGGAGAACCGGACAGAAGAGGAGAAAGACCAGCCAUUCUUUGCUUAUCUUCCCUUCAGCGCGCCGCACUGGCCUCUUCAAGCACCCAAGGAGGUAUGCGACAAGUACCGCGGCUUCUAUGACGAUGGCCCUGAGGCGCUGCGACAGAAAAGACUGGCUAGACUCAAGGAGCUUGGCAUGGUUGACCCAGGCGUGAACCCUCAUCCUGUGGUGAUAAUAGACGGAAAGCCAGAGAACUGGGAUGAUCUUCCUGAAGACAUCCGAAAGGCCUCGGGCCGUGCAAUGGAGGUCUAUGCUGGUAUGGUUGAUCGCAUGGACUGGAACAUUGGCCGCGUUGUCGACUAUCUUCGUAAGACCGGCGAGUAUGAUAACACGUUUGUCUUGUUCAUGAGCGACAAUGGUGCCGAAGGGGCGAGUUAUGAAGCCCAGCCUAUCGUUGGCGAUAGCAUUAUGGCUCAUGUGGAAAAGUACUACAAUAACAGUCUGGAGAAUAUCGGCCGUGGGAACAGCUUUGUCUGGUACGGCUGUCGUUGGGCUCAAGCGGCAACAGCUCCCUCUCGACUUUACAAGAUGCACUCUACAGAGGGCGGAUGCCGAGUUCCUCUUGUGGUGAGGCCACCCGUCAGUAUGGGUAUAUCCUCGACAGCUGGAAAUGGAGUCAUCACGGACGCGUUCUGCACCGUCAUGGAUAUUGUACCAACUGUUCUCGACCUAGCGAAGUUGAAGCACCCUGGGACACAUUAUAAAGGCAGAGAGAUUGCACCUCUUCGCGGCCGUAGCUGGACGAGAUUCCUCUCACUCAUCCAUGACACAGAAGGAAGCUCCAAGGCGCAGGUGCACGACCAAGACUACGUGAUGGGAUUCGAGAUUGCUGGAUCAGGGGCUCUACGGCGUGGCGACUGGAAGAUCACAUUUGUCCCAGCACCAAAGGGUCCACAGAAGUGGGAGCUCUUCAACAUACGGGAGGAUCCUGGAGAAGUGGACGAUCUAUCUCAGAAGCAUCCUCAGCUUCUCAAGGAAAUGCUCGAGCUGUGGGAGGAGUAUAAGAAGGAUGUGGGAGUUGUGGGCUUGGCUGGUGAGUACGAGGCUGGCGUUCAGGGCGAUGCAAAGACGACUUUGGUGGAUGAGUUGGAAGACCCUUAUGCGUGGAUCAAGUACAUAGGUAGGCCCGAGAUCACACCGGAGAGACUCAAAGGCGUCAUUCCAUCUGUAUCGUAG
This is a messenger RNA of Fusarium keratoplasticum, 1818 nucleotides long. RefSeq names its product Sulfatase domain-containing protein. The transcript has 2 exons. Gene Ontology annotation, molecular function: arylsulfatase activity. The record is from RefSeq and is a predicted model, not a curated record. NCBI's taxonomy places the organism in Eukaryota, Fungi, Ascomycota, Sordariomycetes, Hypocreales, Nectriaceae. The coding region runs from base 1 to 1818 and encodes 605 amino acids.